This is a messenger RNA of Esox lucius (northern pike), 3891 nucleotides long. RefSeq names its product tyrosine-protein kinase receptor UFO. Gene Ontology annotation, molecular function: protein binding; ATP binding; transmembrane receptor protein tyrosine kinase activity. Gene Ontology annotation, cellular component: signaling receptor complex. Lineage: Eukaryota; Metazoa; Chordata; Actinopteri; Esociformes; Esocidae. Gene Ontology annotation, biological process: cell surface receptor protein tyrosine kinase signaling pathway; positive regulation of phosphatidylinositol 3-kinase/protein kinase B signal transduction; protein phosphorylation. The coding region runs from base 293 to 3037 and encodes 914 amino acids. The record is from RefSeq and is a predicted model, not a curated record. The transcript has 19 exons.
UACUGUAUGCCUAAUACUGGCGGAGUAUUUGCCGAUUUUAAACUAAAUUAAGUUUUGAAAAAAGAGGCCACCAAUAUAGCGAUUUUGAAUUACACUCCCUAAAGAAGCAAAACCUGUUGAAGAAUUGCCAUGGAAUAGUAAAGCGGAUGAAAACUUCAAUAAAUACUUUUAACAUCUGGAUACUUGCGCGAGGAGAUGUUUACUGAUUUCCUGUCAGGAAUUAUGUGAAUAUGUCCAAGGUGUAAUUUUGGUCAUAGAAGAUAAUCUUUUCAAAAGCAAACCUGAACUGAGGAUGAACUGCAGCGGGAGAGGGCGUACGUUGUUAUCCGUUCUUCUGUUGAUGGAAAUACGUACAUUGAUAGGAGUACCUGUAUCAGUGUUUCAGUUUGUGAAGAGCCCUGCCAACAUUACCUCGUCCCUGGGUAAGCCAGUGCAGGUGCUGUGUACUCUGCAGGGAGAGGGGGGUGGAGAAGAGCCUCCAGAUGUUGUGUGGUUGAGAGACGGUCAGUCCUUGGACUAUGCUGACACCAAUCAAGUUCAUGUGCCUGUUGCUGAAGGAAGUUGGCUGACCAUCAGUGAACUCAGAAUUGAACAUGUUAAGCUGGCGGACAUUGGAAGAUACCAUUGUGUGGCAACAGUGGGGAGGAAAGACUUGAUGUCUCAGGAAGGGCGCAUUCAACUGGAAGGAAUACCCCAUUUCUCAGUGGAGCCCCGUGACAUGACAGUAGUGGCUAAUGUUAACAUCAGCCUGCAGUGUGUGGCCCAUGGCCCUCCAGAACCUGUACGGAUCACCUGGUUGCAGAACGGGGAACCACUCGACACGGUGCCAGACCCAGAGUCCCACUCUCCCUCCACUCUCAACAUCAAAGGCCUCAAUCACACCAGCAGCUUCUCCUGUGAAGCCCACAACAGCAGAGGAGUGGCAACCUCCGCCACUGGGACCAUGACAGUGGUUCCUUCUGAGGCACAGAACAUCCAGGCUGAAGAGGUCACCAUGUCUUCACUGAGAAUCUCCUGGGAGCCUGGCUUUGGGGGGGUCUAUCCCGUCUCUGUAUGCUCUAUACAGACCGCUUCAUCUGUCCCUGACCGCACCGGAGUGCCCAAUCACCUUAUCCAUAAUCAGAACGUCAAUGUGCCACCCGCUGGCCAUCUGAUCCCUAACCUGGAGCCCUACACCUCCUACCACGUGAGGGUGGCUUGCCGGAGCAGCCAAGGGGCUUCCCCUUGGACACCCUGGGUAACACUGCGCACAUCGGAAGGAGUACCCGAGGCAGCCCCAGACGAUGUGACUGGACUGUUCAAUGGAACACAGGUUCUGGUCAGCUGGACCAAGCCUCCAGGCAGAUUAAACGGUCCAAUACUGGGCUACAGGGUGGAAUUCCUUACCCCUAACAUGUCCAAGGCGGUGAUGGAGUCAGUUGAUUCGUCUGAGCUCGCCAUCCCUCUCAGGGGCCUCCAGGACAGUGUGUCGGUGAGUGUGAGUGCCUGCACUGCUGCAGGGUGUGGUCCCUGGAGUCCGGUCCAAACCCUUCAACAGAAACAGCCUGAUUUCGCACCACAUCAGGCAUUUUCCUGGCAUUGGUGGUACGUGGUCAUGGGUAUUGCCGUCAGCCUGGCGUUGAUAGGGUUCAUCGUGGUCUAUGCAGUCGUGUUGCGACGGAGAGACACAUGCUUGGGGAAAACCUUUUACCCAAUGAGGAAUGGCGGAGGGGACUUCGUAGUGCGAUACAACGCCAGACGCGUCUACAAUCGGCAGUCGAACGAAGCCACAUUGAACAGCCUGGUGAUCAGCGAUGAACUGAAGCAGAAGCUGCAGGACGUGAUGGUGGACAGACACAAGUUGACCCUCGGCAAAACCCUUGGAGAGGGGGAGUUUGGCUCCGUCAUGGAGGGGCUACUGGUUCAUGCGGAGACUGUCCUCAACGUGGCCGUGAAGACCAUGAAGAUUUCCAUCUGUACUCGCACUGAGAUGGAGGAUUUCCUCAGGGAGGCCGCAUGUAUGAAGGAGUUCGACCACCCAAACGUCAUGAGACUUGUUGGGGUGUGCCUGCAUACGGUAGAGAGGGGAGACUUUCCAUCCCCUGUGGUCAUCCUGCCCUAUAUGAAGCACGGCGAUCUGCACAGUUUCCUGCUCUACUCGCGCCUCGGGGACAGUCCUUUGUCGCUGCCGUCGAAGAUGUUAGUGAAGUUCAUGACGGACAUUGCACGGGGGAUGGAAUACCUGAGCGACAAGAGGUUCAUUCAUAGAGACCUGGCAGCGCGGAACUGCAUGUUGAAUGAGAACAUGACCGUGUGUGUGGCCGAUUUCGGCCUGUCCAAGAAGAUCUACAACGGAGACUACUACAGACAAGGGCGCAUUUCUAAGAUGCCAGUGAAAUGGAUCGCCAUCGAGAGCCUGGCAGACAGAGUGUACACCACCAAGAGCGACGUGUGGUCAUUUGGAGUGACGAUGUGGGAGAUAGCCACUCGGGGCCAGACGCCAUACCCCGGGGUGGAAAACAGCGAGAUCUACGACUACCUGAGACAGGGCAACCGCCUCAAACAGCCUCCUGGCUGCCUGGAUACCAUCUACUCCCUGAUGUUCUCCUGCUGGCUGCUGAGUCCCAAGGACCGACCAGGGUUCCCCUCGCUGCGCUGCGACCUGGAAAAAGCCCUGGAGGAGAUGCCCGAGCAGGAGCCAGACGACCUGCUCUACGUCAACAUGGAGGAGACGUCCGGCUCUCUGCUGGGGGCAGUGGGGGGCUGGGAGCCCUUCGGACGGCCUCACCCGUCUUACCGGAAACCCAUCGGUCCACUGGAGACCAUCCAGGUGCACUUCCAUGACCACCACGCCGAGCGCUAUGUGCUCUGUCCUCAGCGUGAGUCCCUGCCCCCUCUCAAUGACUCUAUGGACAGCCUGGGCUGGAUCACCUCGCCACCCAGCCCCUCACUGCAGCUCCCAGCCUCCCGCUCCUCCUCUGCCACCUCCUCACUCCUGCUGGACCCAAGGGAUGACAGGGAGGGAGAAGGAUGGGACGAGAGGAUAUUCAAGCCGUGAGGCUUGAGGAAGGCACAUAGGGAGAAACAGGAGUUGUGAACAAGUGGAUUCUCACUGCGACGACGCCGACUGAUUCUCACUGCGACUGAUUCUCACUGCGACGACGCCGACUGAUUCUCACUGCGACUGAUACUCACUGCGACGACGCCGACUGAUUCUCACUGCGACGACGCCGACUGAUACUCACUGCGACGACGCCGACUGAUACUCACUGCGACGACGCCGACUGAUACUCACUGCGACGACGCCGACUGAUACUCACUGCGACGACGCCGACUGAUACUCACUGCGACGACGCCGACUGAUACUCACUGCGACGACGCCGACUGAUACUCACUGCGACGACGCCGACUGAUACUCACUGCGACGACGCCGACUGAUACUCACUGCGACGACGCCGACUGAUUCUCACUGCGACGACGCCGACUGAUUCUCACUGCGACGACGCCGACUGAUUCUCACUGCGACGACGCCGACUGAUUCUCACUGCGACGACGCCGACUGAUUCUCACUGCGACGACGCCGACUGAUACUCACUGCGACGACGCCGACUGAUACUCACUGCGACGACGCCGACUGAUACUCACUGCGACGACGCCGACUGAUACUCACUGCGACGACGCCGACUGAUACUCACUGCGACGACGCCGACUGAUACUCACUGCGACAAUGCACUCAGACGAACGGGAUGAAAACAGGUCAUGGACGUGUGUUACUGUUCGCCAGCCGUACACUUCAGUCAGUUGUGACGGUAAACGAAUCACGGUGAAUGAAUGUUUCUCUUUAGAAUAUGCAUAUUCAAGAAUUAAGUGAAUCAUUAUCUUUAUUUUUAUUAAACCAAUGAAUUAAAACCA